AGCUAAAAAUGUCUGCAAACCCUUUGUCAAUUCUGCAGCCAGGUACUGGAUUGUUCAAUACCCAUGUGACUUUAUUCGAUGUGAAUAAAGCUAUCAAAGAGCAAAUGAGCACUGAAAGUGAGCUCACGGCGGAGAGUAAAAUGGAAGUUAUUGGUGAUGGGAAUGGCUUCUCCUCACGCGUUCUUCUAAUCAGCUGCAACUGGACCAUUCCCUCCGCUCAUCUUCCCAAGAAGCUUAUUCUGAAAAUUGUUUCAUUUGUUCAUAUUCAAGCUUUAAUAGAUAAGGGAAAGCAGCAAAAUGCAAGCUUGAUCACCAAAGAGGUCGAGGAACAAAUGUACGCGUAUUUCGAGAGCUCUUGUAAGAAAAUGCACAAUCAGGAGAUGAAUUUUUAUGAGGUUGCUGGAAAGUUCAACUCGAAAACUUUACUCAUUCCAAAAGUAUAUUUUUACACAAAACUCGAUGAAAAAAAUUCAAAUAAGGGAUUUAUCGGAAUGGAAUAUGUGGAAGGAUCUAUAGUUCGCCAUAGCUACGAUACCUGCACAAUUGAAGAAAUUCAGCCAAUUCUUCGAGCUAUCGCUAAGCUUCAAGCUUUAAGUCUUCAAAACCCCGCUGAAAUUUCAAAGGAUCUGCAGAAAAUCGAUAAUGGGGCAAUUUUCCAGGAGACGUUGAAAAUGAUGCUGUCUGAAAGCGGAAUUAAGGGAAUUUUUGAGCAGUGUAGAAAUCUGGAACGAUCAAGAUUUGGAGAAAAAGUGGAUCGGAUUGAGGAGAAGCGGAAUGAGAUUUUGGAUUUUGAGAAGGCAUUCAAUUUGAAUAAGGUUGUGGGAAUUAAACAAAACGUGUUGUGUCACGGAGAUUUAUGGGCUGCCAACUUUCUGUGGACCGAAAAUAAUGGAGUUUUCUGUGCCACCAGAAUUGUGGACUAUCAGAUGUCCCAUCUAGGAAAUCCAGCAGAAGACCUGGUGCGUCUCCUGGUCUCAACAAUUACCGGAGCCGAUCGUCAAGCCCAUUGGCAGCAGAUUUUGGAGCAAUUUUAUUCGUAUUUUUUGAAUGAACUUGGCUCGGGUGAAGCUCCGUACACUUUGGAGCAGCUGAAGCUCUCUUUCAAGCUCUAUUUUCCAGUUGGAGCAUUGGCUCUUCUUCCAUUGUUUGGGCCGGCUGUGGACGCGAAAUUGGAGGGGAUGGAUUCUGAAAAAGCUGAAAAAUGUCGUCACGUAGUUAUUGAAAAAGUUGCAUGUCUACUGGAUGACCUGGAAAAGUACCAUAAAUUUUCCAAAAGAUAUUUUCAAGAAAAAUAGUUUCGUCUAUUUUUUUCGAAAAUAUUUUGUUGCGAACUGCAAAUAAAAUCUGUGAAAUAAAUAAUUUAUUUA
This is a messenger RNA of Caenorhabditis elegans, 1367 nucleotides long. It is a transcript of the gene F59B1.10, whose product is annotated as CHK kinase-like domain-containing protein. Bases 9 to 1295 code for a protein of 428 amino acids. Lineage: Eukaryota; Metazoa; Nematoda; Chromadorea; Rhabditida; Rhabditidae. The record is from RefSeq and is marked reviewed. The transcript is spliced from 5 exons.